Messenger RNA from Lepisosteus oculatus (spotted gar), 1626 nucleotides. The record is from RefSeq and is a predicted model, not a curated record. NCBI's taxonomy places the organism in Eukaryota, Metazoa, Chordata, Actinopteri, Semionotiformes, Lepisosteidae.
UACAUAUUACAUGGUCAGAGAAAUAAAUGUGUCACACAGACCUCAGAGCUAUGUCAGCAAUUGAAGUGGAAAACAAUAGAACCAGGAAAACUUCUGCUUGCAAAGGAAAUAAACACAACAUGACUACUGCACCUGGAGAUAGCCAGAAUCAUGAACCCAGCUCUGGAGCAGCUCAACAGGAUUCAGGAUUCCCCUUGCCUGUUCAUGAUAUGGAAAUCAAGUAUACUAAGAUAUUUAUAAACAAUGAAUGGCAUGAGUCCAGCUGUAACAGGAAAAUCCAGGUGUAUAAUCCUGCAACCGGAGAAAAGAUAUGUGAAGUGGAAGAAGGAGAUAAGGAAGACAUUGACAAGGCUGUGAAAGCUGCUAAAGAGGCAUUUCAGCUGGGGUCGCCAUGGCGCCGAAUGGAUGCUUCAGAAAGAGGGCAGCUGUUGAACAAAUUGGCUGAUUUAGUUGAACGAGACCGUCAGAUAUUGGCCACUUUGGAGGCCAUUGACUCUGGAAAAGUUUUCCUGGUUGCUUACUUUGUGGAUUUGACUGCUGCAAUUAAAACAUUGCGCUACUACGGGGGAUGGGCUGACAAAAUCCAUGGCCAAACUAUUCCAGUAGAUGGAGAUUAUUUUACUUUUACUAGACAUGAACCAAUCGGAGUAUGUGGUCAGAUCAUACCAUGGAACUUCCCUCUGUUGAUGUUUGCAUGGAAGAUCGCUCCUGCUCUGUGUUGCGGUAAUACAAUUAUCAUGAAGCCAGCAGAACAAACUCCACUCUCUGCUCUGCACAUGGCAGCAUUAAUUAAAGAGGCUGGUUUUCCUCAAGGUGUAGUAAAUAUUGUGCCUGGGUAUGGGCCUACAGCAGGAGCUGCAAUAGCCAACCACAUGGAAAUAGACAAGGUGGCAUUUACUGGUUCAACUGAGGUUGGGAAGACCAUUAAAACAGCUGCGGGGAACAGUAACUUAAAACGAGUGACACUGGAACUGGGAGGCAAAAAUCCUAACAUUGUGUUUGCAGAUGCUGACUUGGACCACGCGGUUGAACAAGCACACCAUGGUCUGUUUUUCAAUCAGGGCCAGUGCUGCCUAGCUGGAUCCAGAGUAUUUGUAGAGGAGUCAAUUUAUGAAGAAUUUGUAUGUAAGAGUGUGGAGAGAGCCAAAAAACGUGUUCUGGGAAACCCUUUAGUCCCUGGAGUAGAUCAGGGGCCACAGAUUGACAAAAAGCAGUUUGAAAAAAUCCUGGAUCUGAUUGAAAGUGGGAAGAAGGAGGGAGCCAAUUUAGAAUGUGGUGGAUCGUUCUGGGGAGAGAAAGGCUUUUUCAUUCAGCCAACUGUUUUUUCUGAUGUAACUGACGACAUGCGCAUUGCCAAAGAAGAGAUUUUCGGACCAGUCCAACAAAUUAUGAAGUUUAAAACCAUGGAUGAAGUUAUCAAGAGAGCUAACAACACCCAUUAUGGUCUGGUAGCUGGUGUCUUGGUUAACUGCUACAACGCAAUGAGUUCUCAGAGUCCUUUUGGAGGUUUUAAAAUGUCUGGGAAUGGAAGAGAAAUGGGAGAAUAUGGUCUUCAAGAGUACACUGAGAUAAAGACUAUUACAAUCAAAAUUCCACAGAAGAAUUCCUAAGUAAGGUCACAGUGUA